UUCUUUUUUCGUUUUUUUCUGUUGAGUUCGAUGCUGGUUGCGAGAGUAUGGCGUAAGAAAAGAGACGGAAAAGUAGCUGAAACCUCAUAUGGCCGAAGCGGAUACUACUGCUUCAAAACUUGCGGAAUAAGAAGGUGCGGCCUCUCACGCAUUUUCCUCACUUUUCUCCGCAGUCUGUUCCGAAAUGGAAGUUGCCGACUGGGAAAUAAACGAAUGGGGGAACACAAAUGCCUUUUGAGCCAAUGCUGCUGCGGCUGCAGCCUGCGAACCGGCUCUCUGGCAAUCGGCAUCAUUGGAUUGGUGUUUGCGGCUCUCCACGCCAUCUAUGGCAUCUAUCAUGGGAUUAACGGAAUUUCUCAAGGAUGGGUGAACAUGGUUGUUGGAAUUCUCAAUGUCAUUCUGUGUGCAGUCUUGAUUCAGGGCAUCAGACUGGAGAAGCGAUCCAUGAUAAUGGUGUGGGUGUGGGUGCAGAGCAUCCUGAUAGCCAUCAACAUCAUCCUGGGAGUGAUCGAAAUCAUCCUGACUCUGAACUUCAUCGUCGCCAUUCUCCUCUUUAUCAUCAUGGGAAUCGCUGUUUACUGUGUCCUGGUCGUCCGGUCUUACGCUAUCUCGAUUUCAUCAGGCACCGGAGGAAUGGCCUAAUCACCACCAUUCUUCACCCAGGAAGAGACCAACCCUCCAGUUUCAGAAAUGGAAGAAGACCGCCUCCACAAUAUGAGUAACGGAACCAGCAUUUUGGCGACCUCGGGACAGAGAUUGUUGUUCAGAUUAUUUCACGUUCGAAAUAUUCUUUACAGCAUGCAUUAUUUUUCUAAUAGAGUUCUACCAGUAUAAUAGUAACAUUCAAAGUAUUUUUUAUAAAAGAUGAUGCGAGGUGUUUAGGAGUUUGACGCGGAAUAGAGCAACAUAAAUGCCUUCAAUCUAUUGUUCGGGAGAACCGGAAGCUAAAAUCAACAUGUUGGAUUUCAUUUUAUUCAGCUAUAUUGUUUACAGUACGGUUCAACAUUUCGUAAGGGAAAACAAACAUGUGCCAGAAAAAUUCGUUGGUUUCUUUUGGUUAAGGGAAUCAUCAUCAUUAGAAGGAAAACGAAUCUUGACCCGUAUAAGGGGUCACUAACACACACAUAAUAUAUAUAUAUAUAUAUAUAUAUAUAUAUAUAUAUAUAUAUGUGUGUGUGUGUGUGUGUAUAUAUAUAUAUAUAUAUAUAUAUAUAUAUAUAUAUAUAUAUAUAUAUAUAUAUAUAUCCAUUGAUGUACUUUUUUUUUUUUUUUAACAAAUAGCUAUUUGAAAUCAAAGAGGAUUCAGGUAAUUCGACUUAAAUCUUCUCACCGGCGUUAAGAAUUUCAGACGUUGUGUUCACUCAAACUCCUUUUAUUCUACUCUGCAUUUCACAGUAUUUCAUGUCUGUCUAAUUUUUUCUUAUUCACAAAUUCAUCAUUUCUAUCUUUUCAUCCUCCUCUUAGUACCAAAUUGAGGUCUUUGUCAAAGAGAAACAAAGUGUUAACAGACCUCUCUGUUGCUUAAAGUGUUCAAUAUAUGUUUAAGGUAUUAGUCUGCCAUAAUUCACUACGUAGUAGUUUUUCUUAUCAGCCAGAUGGCAGUGUAAGGCCGAUGCUUUGCGUGUGUCUGUGGUGGUCAAGCACUGCUGAAUCUGGUGUUGCAUUAUCGCUUUCCUAUUUCUCUCACUUCUCGUGUCCCUAAAGAUGUCAAACAAACGCUUGGCUAUGUGCCAAAAAUUUUAUAAUCUAAUCUAAUCCUAAAGAUGUCAUCCGUGUUCUCCUUAACAGAAAGUAUUUCACUCCUUGUCAAAUUGCAUUGUGAAAUAGAGAUUAGGACGUAACGUCCCGAAAUGAGAGAAGUUUGAAGGCUGAAUAUGGUGCAUCCUUUGUGGUUUCUUUUGAGACAACAUUACCAGACUUAUCUUGUCAAUUCCUGUGUUGUAACGAUAAUGGUCAUCUCACCUUCGGAAACCGUUUCCAACUCUUUCAGACGUCUGUCGGUGUAAGUUGGCCAUGAUUAGUUAGUUCAAGUAGAAUACUGUCAUUGAAUUUAGAUAUUAUUUUUUUAAUUUAGAUAUUUUGCCCUUAAUGUGAAGACGAUUAUGGACUGUGUAUGUGAAAGCACAGUUUCUCUCUCUUUUUAUUGAAUACGUGCUAUUUCUAUGCUGUGGACAGGUUUAAUCAAGCAAAAUAUCUGCAUAAUAAAGUGUUUUACUUU
Molecule: messenger RNA, 2218 nt
Organism: Macrobrachium nipponense
Lineage: Eukaryota; Metazoa; Arthropoda; Malacostraca; Decapoda; Palaemonidae
Exons: 6
Coding region: 31-642 (203 amino acids)
Source: RefSeq, a predicted model, not a curated record